CAAGGCCUCCGUGAGGGCAAACUGAUCCGAUCAGCCGAGCCCACGCCGGACAGCCUUAGCAGUGGAAGCGGCGCGGCCCGGAGCAUGGAGGGGGGCGGCAGCGCUGGCAGCGCUGGCAGCGACAGCAGCACCAGCGGGAGUGGCGGGGCGCAGCAAAGGGAGCUGGAGCGCAUGGCUGAGGUGCUGGUCACCGGGGAGCAGCUACGACUAAGGCUGCAUGAAGAAAAGGUUAUUAAAGAUAGACGACAUCAUCUCAAGACCUACCCAAACUGUUUUGUCGCGAAAGAACUGAUUGACUGGCUGAUUGAGCACAAAGAAGCCUCCGACAGGGAGACAGCAAUUAAGCUCAUGCAGAAAUUGGCAGACCGUGGCAUUAUUCAUCAUGUGUGUGAUGAGCAUAAAGAAUUCAAGGAUGUCAAACUCUUCUACCGCUUUAGAAAGGAUGAUGGUACCUUCCCACUGGACAACGAGGUGAAGGCCUUCAUGAGAGGACAGAGGCUCUAUGAGAAGCUGAUGAGCCCUGAAAACACACUCCUGCAGCCCAGGGAAGAGGAGGGUGUCAAAUAUGAACGCACCUUCAUGGCGUCUGAAUUCCUUGAUUGGCUGGUUCAGGAAGGUGAGGCUACCACAAGGAAAGAGGCGGAGCAGCUCUGCCACCGUCUUAUGGAUCAUGGCAUUAUCCAGCAUGUGUCCAACAAGCACCCAUUUGUGGACAGCAAUCUUCUCUACCAGUUCCGAAUGAACUUCCGUAGGAGGAGAAGGCUGAUGGAGCUUCUCAACGAAAAGUCCCCCUCCUCCCAGGAUACGCACGACAGUCCCUUCUGCCUGAGGAAGCAGAGCCAUGACAACCGGAAAUCCACCAGCUUUAUGUCAGUCAGCCCCAGUAAGGAGAUCAAGAUCGUGUCAGCCGUGCGGAGGAGCAGCAUGAGCAGCUGUGGCAGUAGCGGCUAUUUCAGCAGCAGCCCCACCCUCAGCAGCAGCCCCCCUGUGCUCUGCAACCCCAAGUCUGUGCUAAAGAGACCCGUCACUUCAGAGGAACUCCUGACCCCUGGGGCUCCGUACGCCAGGAAAACGUUCACGAUUGUUGGGGAUGCAGUUGGCUGGGGCUUUGUGGUGCGCGGAAGUAAGCCAUGCCACAUCCAAGCCGUGGACCCCAGUGGCCCUGCAGCUGCAGCAGGAAUGAAGGUCUGCCAGUUUGUCGUCUCUGUCAACGGACUCAAUGUGCUGCAUGUAGACUACCGGACCGUGAGCAAUCUGAUCCUGACGGGCCCACGGACAAUUGUCAUGGAAGUCAUGGAGGAGUUAGAAUGCUGAGCUGCAGGACCGCCCAGCCCUUCAGUGGCCUGUGGGUGAUCAAAGCCAGAACGGUGCCAAGCAAUGCAGAGACAAGACUUCCAUGCAAGUGGAUGGCUUUGGACAUACAAACUUUUCUCUGUACAUACUCAUCUUCAGUUGAGUUUCAUACACUGAAUGUGGAAGAAUCGGGUAACACAUCUUUUAAAAAGCAUCAGUGCAGAAAGCAUUUGGGAAAUAGAGCUUUCCUACAAAAUUGCCUUACUAGAUUUCCAUUUGUGAUUCUCGCUCAUUGUUUUUUAUCUCUGUUUGCAGAAAGUUGUUGACUUCUGGCCAAAGUUGCUUCUCUGGCCAAAACCACAGCAUGCUGAAAUUCUUUUUUAUAGGAGUUAAUGGAGUGAUUGUUCAGACUUUAAAUGGUACUUUCACCAAAAUAAGCAUGGAAGUGUUUGAGAGCAGAUCUGAAGUCCACUGUUACAAAUUAAAGCAACAUCCAAAGGAGUGUGAUUUGUUAACUAGCAUUUUAAAGAAGGUUCUAAAUCACUCAAGUUCUUAAAAGCCAAUAAGAAAUUAUUUUCUUAAUUGCUACCUUUAAUACCUACUUUUAACAUCUUUCAAUCAUUCAUGGCAUUAGCAAAAAAACAAAAACACAAAGAUGCUGUGAUGCCAUGGGUGGCGACAGACAGGGAGAUACUACUUAAAACUGUUUAGCCCUGUUUUCUCUUUUUGAGGUUACAAUGUUUUGUUCUAUACAUCAGCUACAGCAGCUUUCUAGAAUGAAUUCCAAAUAUGUUGAAUGUGAAAACAGAGAAGAUUGUAUGCACACAUAUAAAAUUCAAAAUGAGCCUUUCUGGCAAGAUUUCAUUUUGAAAGUGUCACUUUUUAAGGGAAGUAUUUCAGAACUUGGCCCAUCAUCUGUGAUGAAACUUGAAACUUCAAAAUAACCUUCUUCGCUUGACUUUUUACUAACAUUAUAAUGUAACAUAUUUGAAGGACAUGACAUGCUGCUUAUUGGGGGAGGUUUUUUUUUUU
Messenger RNA from Lepus europaeus (European hare), 2325 nucleotides. RefSeq names its product DEP domain containing MTOR interacting protein (gene DEPTOR). The transcript has 9 exons. NCBI's taxonomy places the organism in Eukaryota, Metazoa, Chordata, Mammalia, Lagomorpha, Leporidae. Bases 85 to 1314 code for a protein of 409 amino acids. Gene Ontology annotation, biological process: intracellular signal transduction; negative regulation of TOR signaling. The record is from RefSeq and is a predicted model, not a curated record. Gene Ontology annotation, molecular function: protein binding.